This is a messenger RNA of Suillus paluster, 1170 nucleotides long. Its product is annotated as haloacid dehalogenase. The record is from RefSeq and is a predicted model, not a curated record. Bases 129 to 1055 code for a protein of 308 amino acids. Lineage: Eukaryota; Fungi; Basidiomycota; Agaricomycetes; Boletales; Suillaceae. The transcript is spliced from 2 exons.
AAUUUCCGGCACACGACCUCAAUAUCAUAUUAAACGUGGCGGGUCGUCGUAAAGCCUUUCGGCCCCUGUAAACUAGUGUGAGAUACCGAUAGCCGAUUUUAGGGCACACGACUCGCCACCAACCAUCGAUGGGGCCCAAACUCGUAUUAACGUCUCACAAAGUCCUGGUCUUUGAUGUUUAUGGGACACUCAUUGACUGGGAAACUGGAAUAUACAAUAGUCUCAAACCGCUCUUCCCAAAGGAUACUCCAAGAGAGGAGGUGUUGAAGAAAUAUGCUGCUACAGAGCUGGAUCUUCAGAUGAAAGAUCAGAGUGUAGCGUACUCGAAGAUCCUCGAUCUCGCUUGGAUGCGGCUUAGCGGUCAAGCUGACACGAGUCUUGGUUGCGGCGGAACAGCUGCAGUCACAGAAGCAGGGGAGGCGAUUGGCGCAUCUAGUUCAGCGGUUCCUCAGCAAGAUUUAGAUGCGGCUUCCUCGAUGCCACUCACAAGUGAUACUGACCGCUUCGGGGCUUCCAUACACACGUGGCAGCCUUUUGAAGACACCGUCCAAGCCCUCCACAGACUCAAGGAGCACUUUGCGCUAGUCGUUCUCUCCAACGUGGAUAACAGAAGUUUCGAUGGCACACAUGAGUUGCUGAAAUCUAAAACUUACGAAGCUCACGAGGGCAGAUACCCAACCGUGACCCCAGACUCCCCCUUCUCACUCAUCCUCACCGCUCAGCAAAUUAAUGCGUAUAAACCAGAUUCAAGGGCGCUAGAGACUGCACUCCAGCAAGUGUCGUCUGCGCCACACUCCCACUUUCCGCAUCCCAGCCCUCCCUGGGCCGUGGAGUCACACGACGUGCUUGUAGUAGCAAAUUCGCUUCUACAUGAUAUAGAGCCCGCAAAUCUUCGCAACCUCAAUAGCGUGUGGAUUUCGCGCCAUGAGAAGAAUUCCAUUGGAGCCAGAGCCGAUAUGAAGGAGCAAGGCUUGUGGACAUGGAGGUUCGAAACCUUAGGUGAUCUGGCAGAUGCGGUUGACCAGGAGGUUAAAGAAGCGGGUGGCGCUUUAUAAUUAUACAUUGGGCUUAGGGUUUGUUAUCGUUGGACCCUUUGGCUGGAUGUGGUGUAUGAGUAUGAAUGCGGCGGUGGUCGGGUGUAGCUGUGCCAUGCAUCUAGUCCGAACGCCG